Messenger RNA from Triticum aestivum (bread wheat), 1655 nucleotides. RefSeq names its product putative inorganic phosphate transporter 1-13. Gene Ontology annotation, biological process: transmembrane transport. Gene Ontology annotation, cellular component: membrane. The coding region runs from base 66 to 1655 and encodes 529 amino acids. Gene Ontology annotation, molecular function: transmembrane transporter activity. The record is from RefSeq and is a predicted model, not a curated record. Lineage: Eukaryota; Viridiplantae; Streptophyta; Magnoliopsida; Poales; Poaceae. The transcript has 2 exons.
GUAGAUAUCUACCGGGAAGAAUAUCACUGCAACAACACCGAACGGCAGGAGAGUAGCAAGGAACCAUGGCUCGCAACCAGCAGCUGAGGGUGCUGCAGGCACUGGACGUGGCGAGGACGCAGCUGUACCACUUCAUGGCGAUCGUGAUCGCCGGCAUGGGCUUCUUCACCGACGCCUACGACCUCUUCACCAUCUCCCUUGUCGCCGACCUCAUCGACCACAGGUACUACCCAGAUGGCCAGAGAGGAGACUACCUCCCCGUCCUCAUCAACGCCGUCUCCCUCUGCGGCACUGUGCCUGGGCAGCUCGUCUUCGGCUGGCUCGGCGACAAGAUGGGCCGGAAGCGCAUAUAUGGCGUCACUCUGCUCCUCAUGAUCUUCUGCUCCCUCGCCUCCGGCUUCACCUUCGGCAAGAGCACUAACAAAAGCGUCGUGACCACACUCUGCUUCUUCCGCUUCUGGCUAGGCUUCAGUAUCGGCGGCGACUACCCGCUGUCGGCCACCAUCAUGUCUGAGUAUGCUAGCAAGAGGACCCGCGGUGCCUUCAUGGCCGCCGUUUUCGCCAUGCAAGGUUUCGGAAACGUUGCUGCGGGGCUAGUUGGCACGAUCACAUCAGCAGCCUUCGUGAACUCAUCGCAGGACAAAAUUGAUUAUGUCUGGCGCAUUGUUCUCAUGUUUGGUGCCAUUCCUGCACUCCUCACCUACUACUGGCGCAUGAAGAUGCCAGAGACGGCACGGUACACCGCCCUCAUAGCCAAGGAUGCAAAGAUGGCCGCAUCAGACAUGUCUGCCGUCCUCCACAUGCCCAUCGUUCCUGAAGAUGACGGCGUCAACGAGCUCGCCAGCCAGGACCAAUAUGGCCUCUUCUCCUCAGAGUUCCUCCGCCGUCACGGGCUCCACCUCCUUAGCACCGCCGUCUGCUGGUUCGUCCUUGACGUCACCUUCUACUCCCUCAACAUGUUUAUGAAGGACAUCUUUACUAAAGUCAGGCUGCUUGACAUUGACGAUGACCUUCUUAAGGUAUAUUGUCAAAUGGCUAGCCCACCUGUGGCGCCAGGAUAUCAUAAAUCCGACAAUCCGUUCAAGCGAACGAUACGCAUCACUGGAGUGCACACGGCCAUCGCAGCGGCAUGUACAUUGCCAGGGUACUUCUUCGCGGUGGCCUUCAUUGACCGCAUAGGACGCGUGAAAAUCCAAUUGCUCGGCUUCACCAUGAUGACGGUCUUUCAACUUUGCCUUGCCAUCCCUUAUCCUAAAUGGCUAGAAUGCAACAGAAACAAAUAUGGAUUCGCCGUCCUGUAUGGCUUCACCUUUUUCUUCGCCAACUUUGGGCCAAACACUACGACUUUCAUCCUUCCAGCAGAACUCUUCCCGGCACGGUUGCGCUCCACAUGCCAUGGUAUAUCAGGUGCGGUCGGGAAGAUCGGCGCCGUCGUCGGCGUGUUUGCCUUCCACUUGUUGAGGAACCAAUUCAGGACCUUGCUGUUUGUCCUUGUUGGUUGCAAUCUAGUUGGCAUUAUGUUCACUCUUCUAUUGCCGGAAACCAUGGGUAAAUCUCUUGAGGAGAUUACUGGAGAGACAGAAGAAGGUCAGACUCUGGAUGAUGAAGCUACAACGGUCAACGCAGACGACGGCAUACACGUUGUGCCUGUUUAA